AUGUUGGCGUGUGAAAACAUUCGAGAUCGAAUGCGAAUACUUGGAUUAAAUCAUUCAACUGUUCCCAUCAUCAGUCAUCUCGUUUAUGGUUACUCUCUUUUUGGAAAUAAAGAAUUGGCUUCGAUUCAUGCAUGUCGUCUUCAACAACUCACUGGUCCCGAUUCACCACGUCCGUACUACUUUAUCAUGAGAGCUCAUUUUAAUCAUGCCUACAGUAUUCAACUGGUUCAAACUUAUCAUGAUAUGCAAUCAAAAGGCAUUCGGCCUGAUAGUCACGUUCUUGGCAUUCUUUGCAACUAUUUCGCAAAACAAGGCGAACUGACUAAAUUUUGGCAGCAUUAUCAUAUGUAUCAGAAACUCAACAUCCCAAAACAUAUAUCCAUCUACAAUCUUGCACUAGCAAUCCAAAACCAAAAUGGUGAUUACUUGAAAACUGAAACCCUUUUUAAAAAAAUGGUUGCAAAAGGUAUUGCUAUAAAUCGACCCACUUUCGACGAACGAUUCAUUGCUUGGGUGGGAUCUCGCAAACGUACUUUAAUCUGGCGCGAAUACGCUCAUAUGCUAUCCAAUGGUAUUCUUCGUAAAAAAUCAAAUCUAUCGUUUUGUAAAUAUCUUGGUAAAAUCAAAUCAGUACCACAUAUUCAAUACUUUAUUGAGCAAGCCACUGCAAAUCAGAUUAAUGUAUUGGACUUUUUACCAGCUUUGGUCAGUGGAUAUGCUGGACUGGGUGAUGUUAUAUCCACUCGCCGUUUAAUCAUAUACGCUAAUCGGUAUCUUACCACCAACAAAGUAUCAAUGCAUGGCCAUGAAUGGGUUUUGAAAGCAUAUUGCAUAGCUAUGGAUCUAGAUGGUGCAACUAAAUACUUGACCCGAUCUGGAAUCGAAUUGAAAAUGUUUGACUUGGCAAGCUUAUACUUGCUAUUUAAACUGGCAGUUGAACAAUGUGGACCCACAAGUUCAAAAGUCGAGUUUGUUGCCGGAAUGAUCCAGUCCGUAUACAAACAUGUUUCGUUGGAUAAAUUACUCCAAGAAUACAAAAUAACCAAAUGCUAA
Molecule: messenger RNA, 1053 nt
Organism: Batrachochytrium dendrobatidis JAM81
Lineage: Eukaryota; Fungi; Chytridiomycota; Chytridiomycetes; Rhizophydiales
Exons: 1
Coding region: 1-1053 (350 amino acids)
Molecular function (GO): protein binding
Source: RefSeq, a predicted model, not a curated record